GCUGCCGCUGCUCUGCCUUCAGAAGCCUCUAACGACAUCGACAUUGAAGUCGCACCGCGACUCAUCCGUAGUUUCAGUUUCCCGUAAGCAACAAAACGAUCGAGACAUGAUUUCGUAAGACGCACGCGUUACGCUUCUACUUGCUUCAAGACAGCAAAAAAAGACCACUGAUCCACCAGACUUCACAACAUACACCCACCCGCAAAAAGUUCUGAAACUAAGAGUAUCUAGAAGCUAAAGCCCGCAAUUUAAAGUGAUUUGUGUCUAACAGCUAAACUGACAAAAAGUGACAUACACAUAAGACUGCCCCUAGUUAUGCAAAUGAAAUUCCACUAGACCUAAGCAAAUUAGUUCAAUUCCCCAAUCAGUGCACUUGUGUAUCAAAAAUAUAGUUUGCUCAACUAUAUUCGAAAAGUUUAAGAAUAACAAAGUGUCUAUUAUGAUCGAAACUUAAACAGCCAGCAAGCACUUUUCGGCUUCGGAUUGGAUUUAUUGCGUAAUGGAUUUAAAUUUAGCCGCCACAUUAGCAGCAACCUCUACAACACGGAACGGAUAUGCAUUUAAACACUGAACAUGAUCAAGUAAAACUUCAACCACAAACAACUAGCAGAAUAAGCAGCAACCACUGAACCCCCUAUAUAUAAAACCAGCACAUAUAUACACAGUGUUUCGCUGAGCAACAAUCUAGCUAUAGUCGCCAUGCAUGGACAUCACAACCACAACCAUCUGCCGCAGCAGCAGCAGGCACAAAAUCCGCAGGAGCAGCAGGCGGGUGCCAUCAUGAAGGCUGCCAACCAGCCCCUCCAUCCCGCCCACAGCCAUCCGCUCAACCACCCACAUCCGCACCAGCAUGCCCAGCCACAUCCGCAUCCACAUCCGCAUCCGCAUCCGCAUCACAAGCUGUCGGCGCGAAGGGCGCGCAGUCGCAGCCGAAGUCGCAGUCCGACGCCGGAUGGCAAUCAGGACUACGAUGUGACCAGGAUGCGGGAGGAGGACUUCGAGCGGCUGGCCGUCUACCUGGUGCCGGAUGUCCAGGCGGAGCGGGGACUGCCGAAUCGGGCGGACAAGACGCUGCCGCGCAGCCUGACACUCAAGUCAUCCAUGGUCUACUCAACGCCAAAUGUUAAGACUGAAGGAGUUUGGAGCAGCGGGGUCAUCCCACGUGGCACUCGCUUCGGCCCAUUCGAAGGCAUUCCAACCUCUAAUUAUCCCAAUGAUAAGAAUAAGGCGCGCUAUUUCUGGCGGGUGCAGGGAACACGCCACAUAACCUACGGGAAUAUUAAGAUCUUCAAGGACGAUGACUACUAUUACUUGGAUGGUUCAGAUCGCUCGCAGUCCAAUUGGAUGCGCUAUGUGGCCUCCGCCUAUAGUUUGUCCGUAAUGAAUCUGGUGGCGUGCCAGCACCAGGAGAACAUCUACUUCUACACCACCCGCGACAUUCUGCCCAACGAGGAGCUGAUGGUGUGGUACUGCAAGGACUUCGCCAGUCGCCUGGGCUACGAUGUGGAUCCCGAGACGACGAUCUUCGGGGCCUGCAAGCAGGCGGUGGAGGCGGAGGAGGAGGCGGACGAGGAGGAGGAUGAGGCGGAGGGCGAGGACGGAAAGCCGCGAUACUCGAUGCCAGCUCCGGAAAUUCCACCCGAUGUGGCCGUUAGUCACAUAACCUACGUCAUGGGCCUCCAUCUGCCUGUGGGAGCGGGAAGUGGUCCGGCGAAUGGAUCGGUUGCGGGUUCCGUUUCCGGUGCCACGCCUCCGCCCCCGACUGCCACGCCAUGCUGCCGCCGCUCCAGUCCACCCGCCCACGUCAGCACCACCAGCUCCACCUGCAACUCCCACCACCCGCACAUCCAGCAUGGUCGCCAUGCCUCCGUGAUCAUUGGCCAGGAUCGAUCGCCCUUGGCCAGCAGCGACAAGGACACGGCGGGCUCUCCUCUCUCCGGUCUGGACCAUCAGAUGACCCCGCAGGAUGGCAGCGUGAGGUCUGUGAGAUCGGACGAGGGCUACCACAGCAACGAGUGCCACGAGGAUGGACUCACGCCACCCGAGGACUCCAGCGACAGCGAGAGUGAGCAUAACUACGUGCUGGACUGCUCGAAGAAGGCGAUUGCUCCCAAAGAGACAGUGAUUGCCCAGGCCCAAAAGCCCAGCAGUUCUCCGCCGGCAGUGGUUAUGGCUAACACGACUACCAACUCGAUGAAUAGCCACAGUUCACCCACUGCGACGCCCAUUUGCGAAACGGACAAGAACGAGUACAGAAAGUUCAAGGUGAAGAUGCCACUGAAGUACGAGUUCAAGAACAAGAGCUGCGUGAAACAGGAGCCAAGUCUCAAGGAAGUGGACCAGGAGAUGUCCUUGCCGCAGGAGGAGGAGGAGGAUCAGGUGAUGCAUCCGGAACCCGAUUCCAUAUGCCCAUCGACCACCACCCAUCUGGGCGACGAGCACAUGCUGAUGAUGGAGCGGGAACGGGAGAGGGAGCGCGAAAGGAUUCUGGAGAGGGAACCAUCCAACCAGCAGCCCGCCUCCUCCACGGUCAUCGUUCUGGAGCACAACUCCGGCGGUCAAGCCCGCACCAUUGUCCCACUGAGUAAGCCCUACUACGAACCAGAUCCUCCGGGCGAACGCUAUAUGCGCUUCGGCCAGCCCUCUUCCAGCAUCCUGGAGACCAUCCUCACCAGCCAGCAUCGCUUGGAGGCGGCCGCUGCUGCGGCAAACGCCUGCCGACAGGCCAAUGCCGCUACACCACCGCCCACUUCACCCACGGAGAUGGCCUACAGCUACAAGAAAUCGCAGCGAUACGGCAAUGCCGUGAGUCCGGACAGUAGUUCCAAUCUGGGACAGAAUCCCGAGCAGCUCUCCUCGUCGGCAGUGGCGGUCGGUGAACAGGAAAUGACCAGGGCCACGUUGAUCAAGGGAGAGUGCUCGCCACCGCCGCCUAGCCAUCAUCAUCACAAUGUGAUCUUCUCGCCCUCGAGACAUGCCGCUUAUCUGGGAGCCGGCGAGGCGGGUGGCCACUCGCCGAGUCCGGGCUAUCCUGGCUAUCCGCACUAUGGAGCAGCAGCCACCUCGACCUUUCAUUCACCGCCGCACAGUUCCCAUUCCCCGUUCGAUCGCCAGUCGAAUGCCUCCAGUGGUGCGGGUUCGGCCACCAAUUUGCAUUUAUUGCAAACCAGCACCCAGAUGCUCAACCAUCCGCUGAUGCAGCCCCUCACUCCCCUGCAGCGUUUGUCCCCGCUGAGGAUUUCCCCACCCAGCAGCCUGAGUCCCGAUGGUAACUCGUGUCCCCGCAGUGGCAGCCCGCUGAGUCCCAACUCCCUGGCCUCCAGAGGCUACCGAUCGUUGCCCUAUCCGCUCAAGAAGAAGGAUGGCAAGAUGCACUACGAGUGCAAUGUGUGCUGCAAGACCUUUGGCCAGUUGAGCAACCUCAAAGUGCACCUGAGAACCCAUUCCGGCGAAAGGCCCUUCAAGUGCAAUGUGUGCACGAAGAGCUUCACCCAGUUGGCGCACCUGCAGAAGCAUCAUCUGGUGCACACGGGCGAGAAACCGCACCAGUGCGACAUCUGCAAGAAGCGUUUCUCGAGCACCUCCAACCUGAAGACCCAUUUGAGGCUGCACAGUGGUCAGAAACCAUAUGCCUGUGAUCUCUGUCCGCAGAAGUUCACACAGUUUGUGCAUUUGAAGUUGCACAAGAGGCUGCACACGAAUGACAGACCCUAUGUGUGCCAGGGUUGCGACAAGAAGUACAUCAGUGCAUCCGGCCUAAGGACCCACUGGAAGACCACCAGCUGCAAGCCCAACAAUCUGGAGGAGGAGCUGGCCAUGGCAGCAGCGGCUACGUCCGAGUGUUUGGAUAAAGACCAUCCCGAACCGGACUCCCGAGAAGCGUACGAGCAGCUGACGCAGCACAUGCAUCCUGCAGUGCAUCCGGGACUGAGGCACCUCUCGAGUGGGGGUCAGUCGCCACCACGCCUGAUACCCCUGGGCAAUCACAUGGCGCCGCAGCAGCAGUCGCAUCAGCAGCAGCAGCAGCAACAGCAUCAGCAGCAGGGAGUGCCACCGCCCCACUUGCUGAUGACGCAACAUGCAGUGGGUCCGGCACCCAUGCUGCUGACCACCGCCAGCCAGUUGCCACCACCGCCGCCGCAUCAUCAGCAGAGCUCGCCCAGCCGCCUGCUGCAACAUGGCCACCCACAUCCGUUGCAGAUGCAACAGCAGCAGCAGCAACAGCAGCAGCACUCGCCCAAGGGACUCAAAUCCCUGCCGGAACCGGGGGUAUAUCUGCAUGGGCAGCAUGUGCAGGCGCAGGAGAGCAGACCAUCGGUCAUUGAGUCCUCCAAUCAGCCCAUGAUCAUCGAAUGCACGUAGAAGGUGCAUGGUGCAUGGGUACAGGGCACAAUGGACAUGGAGCAGCUGCUGACCAGACCAGGAAGUGAUGGAAUCCAAGUGCAAUAAAAUUAAAUAGAGUUAAGCGACAGACAGGCAGACAGACAGACGAUACUAUCCCUUUGAAAGCAAAAAGGAUAAGAACAACAAAAAACGCAGCACAAGUAAACGUAACGGUAUUAUUAUAUAGUUGUAAAUAGUUAGAGAUUCCCUCGUAAAUUUUUGAUCCUCCUCAAACCCUGAAAUUGAAAUUGAAAACUCAUUUCGCGCUAUGAAAACUAGAUCUCACCAAUUGGCAGUCCCAUGAAUACUUCUUCUCAUCAUUAUCAGCAUGGCAGGAGAGCACUAAAGGCAUAUUAUUUUUGAUAAAUAUUUUAUAUAUAUACACCGAACAUAUAAAUGGAAGUGAACAAAAUUGGUUAACAGGAAGCGAUUGUGAAUGGGAAAAUAAAUGGAGCCGGCAGCAGAUGAGAAUUUUGCGGAAAACUGAGAACGAGAGAAAGAAAAUGCAUUUAGACUUGACUUUCGAUGAUUUUCCAAUUCUGAUUUGUUGUCUCACCCGCGCUGUUUGUUUGUUUGUUUGCUUGUUUGUUUGUUGAGGCGCACACCUUUAGAUGUAGAUUACAUAUAAAAGAGUUAAAGGAUAAAUAAGGAUACAUUUAAACAUACAAUACAUAGAUUCAAGUUGCCUUAUUUGAAUUUCGUUAGCACUGA
Drosophila erecta is the source of this 5094-nucleotide messenger RNA. RefSeq lists its product as uncharacterized. Gene Ontology annotation, molecular function: DNA-binding transcription repressor activity, RNA polymerase II-specific; RNA polymerase II cis-regulatory region sequence-specific DNA binding; histone deacetylase binding. Gene Ontology annotation, biological process: cell fate commitment; regulation of transcription by RNA polymerase II. The record is from RefSeq and is a predicted model, not a curated record. The transcript is spliced from 6 exons. The coding region runs from base 700 to 4362 and encodes 1220 amino acids. Gene Ontology annotation, cellular component: nucleus; cytoplasm. Lineage: Eukaryota; Metazoa; Arthropoda; Insecta; Diptera; Drosophilidae.